AUGGCGGAAUUCAAGGAUCCGUCUCAGUGUGAAUAUCUGAUCUACACAUCCACGCCCAGCACAAAAUCCGGCCUGGUUGAGUCGCGUCCUAGAGUCGCGCACACACUGGAACAGCCUGAAGAGAACAAUAGCGAAAAUCUUUGCAGCAAUAUCGAUGAGGCUUAUGCCGCGGUAGUUAUGCUCGAUGCUCCGAGACGAGGUGUGGCGAACUGGAGUUUACGUCACGCGUAA
Messenger RNA from Dibothriocephalus latus, 231 nucleotides. NCBI's taxonomy places the organism in Eukaryota, Metazoa, Platyhelminthes, Cestoda, Diphyllobothriidea, Diphyllobothriidae. The record is from the annotation of a GenBank genome assembly.